AUGGCAACCGCUACCAGCUAUGAGAGCUGUGAGGAAAGGAGGAGGGGAGAAGAGGGGAUGAAGGAAGAGAGGAUUCGGCAGUCUGCUGUACUGGCUGAGACCAGCUCGUCCCGGCUCGCCUCCGUCCGACCAGCCAGAAGCCGGGCAAGCUGCCGGCUCGGUUCGGCACGGUGCGGCUUGGCUCAUUUUGGCGCUUCGGCUGCUUGCGUGGAUCUGGCAAUGAAGCCAGACCCCCUUUCCCUCAUCUCUCUUUACCUCUUCAUCUCCCUCCCCCUCUCUUCCCCUCCACUUCCUCUUUUCCCACUUCCUCUCCAACAGCACUUUUCCCCCGCCCUCCUCUGCUGCCCUUUGGCCCGUUCUCCCGUGGACCAUCACCCUCUUUGCUCCCAUGCACCAUCACCCUCUUUGCUCCCAUGCACCAUCACCCUCUUUGCUCCCAUGCACCAUCACCCUCUUUGCUCCCAUGCACCAUCACCCUCUUUGCUCCCAUGCACCAUCACCCUCUUUGCUCCCAUGCACCAUCACCCUCUUUGCUCCCAUGCACCAUCACCCUCUUUGCUCCCAUGCACCAUCACCCUCUUUGCUCCCGUACACCCUAAUCUCCUUCUCCCAUUCUUUCCUUUUCGGAUUUAUGCCCCUGGGUACUCCUUCUGCCCAAUUCGCCUCUCCUUCCCUCACCAGCAGCACCUGUCCUGCAAUGGGUGCAACGGGGAGGGGUGGAUGGUACAGGCGGGAACAUGCCAUGGGUGGUUGAUAGACGAGAUGAUGAACUCCCUGCGGUGCUUGUCCUCCUUGCCGCAUAUCUGUGAGGGGGGUAGAUGGGUGCAACGGGGAGGGGUGGAUGGUACAGGCGGGAACAUGCCAUGGGUGGUUGAUAGCCGAGAUGAUGAACUCCCUGCGGUGCUUGUCCUCCUUGCCACAUAUCUGAGCAUGUGCAGAGGGAGGGCAGGAUGGGAUGGGAUGGGAGGGCAGGAUGGGAUGGGAUGGGAUGGGAGGGCAGGAUGGGAUGGGAUGGGAGGGCAGGAUGGGAUGGGAGGGCAGGAUGGGAUGGGAGGGCAGGAUGGGAUGGGAGGGCAGGAUGGGAUGGGAGGGCAGGAUGGGAUGGGAGGGCAGGAUGGGAUGGGAGGGCAGGAUGGGAUGGGAGGGCAGGAUGGGAUGGGAGGGCAGGAUGGGAUGGGAGGGCAGGAUGGGAUGGGAGGGCAGGAUGGGAUGGGAGGGCAGGAUGGGAUGGGAGGGCAGGAUGGGAUGGGAGGGCAGGAUGGGAUGGGAGGGCAGGAUGGGAUGGAAGGGCAGGAUGGGAUGGGAGGGCAGGAUGGGAUGGGAUGGGAGGGCAGGAUGGGAUGGGAGGGCAGGAUGGGAUGGGAGGGCAGGAUGGGAUGGGAGGGCAGGAUGGGAUGGGAGGGCAGGAUGGGAUGGGAGGGCAGGAUGGGAUAUGAAUACCCAAAGUUAGGGUUUGGCGCUCCCGCCAUCUCGCAGCGUCGCACGACCAGGGGCGCAGCAGCGCGCGUGCGGCCACGCAUUGGCGGGAUCGCGUCCCCGCAAUAG
Molecule: messenger RNA, 1545 nt
Organism: Closterium sp. NIES-65
Lineage: Eukaryota; Viridiplantae; Streptophyta; Zygnematophyceae; Desmidiales; Closteriaceae
Source: the annotation of a GenBank genome assembly